Misgurnus anguillicaudatus (oriental weatherfish) is the source of this 1885-nucleotide messenger RNA. The record is from RefSeq and is a predicted model, not a curated record. NCBI's taxonomy places the organism in Eukaryota, Metazoa, Chordata, Actinopteri, Cypriniformes, Cobitidae.
AUUUCCUUCCUGCUCUUCACAGUAUUUCUCUGUGUGGGAGGUGUAAAAAACAUACAAACAGCAUCAUAUGUGUGUAAGAAAAGAUGCUUGUGCUAAAAACAAUUUUAGUAAGACUCAAUUUGAACGUGUGAUCAACUAACUGUGAACUUCAUUUGCUGUUUUGGGAAGUUAAAGGGUCAAAUGUCACUAAAAUACACUGGACUGACUGUGUUAUUGUAGCUCAAUUGCUAAAGCAUUGUGAUAUUUCUUUUCAAAAGACCCAGUCGACACAGACAAAGUUGUGGAGAUACUGAACAAAACUCCUUGAAAGAUUUGUAUGACCUUUGGCUCAGAGACGUUAUAAGGAUGCUGAGAGGUCAAUGGUACACAGAAGAAACUUUUCCAUUUUUUUAUUUUUGCACUUAUUGGUCACAUGUUUUUAUUUUUCACACAUUUGACUCCGUUUACACAACAUUUCCCUUUCAGCUGUUUCAUUUUUAAUAGAGCAGAGCAGCAACAUACACAGACCAACACAACCAGAACAUUCAUCACGGCACAAUUUACUAGUGAUUGACUAUUAAAGACUAGGAAUGUCUGAGGAUAUUUAUUGCAAAGUGGUCAAGAACAAGAUUCAGGGAAUGGAGAUAGAGACAGAGGAGAUGAUGGUGGAGAUCUAUGAAAGUGUAGACGACUUCAGGACACAGACAGACUCAAAUACAAACAAUCAACAACCACAGACUACAGGUAAUGCCAUUCAUCUUUUUGCUAAAACACGAAUGAUAUACAGUACAUAGCUUAACCUCAUAUCUGUCAUCUUCAGGAAGUGAGCGUGUGAGGAUGAGAAGUUACAGAUCAGUUUCAGUGUGUUUGGUGCUGCUGUGUGUUCUUCUACUGACUGCAGUCAUAGUGCUGUGUGUCCUCAUCAAUACAAACAAUCAACAGUUUAACAUCAAGACCAAAAACAUCACAGAAGAGAGAGACCAGCUACUAACUAAAUAUACCAACAUCACAGAAGAGAGAGACAAGGUACUGACCAAAUAUACCAACAUUACAGAAGAGAGAGACCAACUACUAACCAAAUAUAACGACAUUACAGAAGAGAGAGACCAACUACUAACCAAAUAUACCAACAUUACAAAAGAGAGAGACCAACUACUAACCAAAUAUACCAACAUCACAGAAGAGAGAGACCAACUACUAACCAAAUAUACCAACAUCACAGAAGAGAGAGACCAGCUACUAACCAAAUACACCAACAUCACAGAAGAGAGAGACCAGCUACUAACCAAAUAUACCAACAUCACAGAAGAGAGAGACCAGCUACUAACCAAAUAUACCAACAUCACAGAAAAGAAAGAUGAAUUAAUAGUUCAUUGUGGUCAGAAAAAAGAUUUAGCAUUUAAAGGGGUUGUGUUAACAGAUGGAUGGAUUUACUAUCAGUCCAGUUUGUACUUCAUUUCAUCUGAGAAGAAGAGCUGGAAUGAGAGCAGAAGAUACUGUAGAGAGAGAGGAGCAGAUCUGAUCAUCAUUAACAACAAAGAGGAACAAGAUUUUAUUAUGAAGUUUGGUAAGAUCAAAGUUUGGAUUGGUUUGACUGACAUUGAUGAAGAGGGCAGAUGGAAAUGGGUUGAUAACAGCACACUGAGCUAUAGAUUCUGGGUGUCUGGAGAACCAAGUGGUGGUACAAAAGAGAACUGUGUUGAGUCUUAUUCAUUAGGAUGGAAUGAUAAUUCAUGUAAUAGGGCUCAAAAAUGGAUUUGUGAGAAAAAAACUUAAGUUAAAAUAAGCUAAAAGAGAUGUCAACUAUAUAUUUAUCAGCAAAACCAACCCAAUCUCACGGAAAGUCGUGUUAUAGUCAAAAAAAUGUUUGAUCAAUUUAUUUAUUGUUCAGGACACACAUUUCCAC